Molecule: messenger RNA, 1250 nt
Organism: Etheostoma cragini (Arkansas darter)
Lineage: Eukaryota; Metazoa; Chordata; Actinopteri; Perciformes; Percidae
Gene: tsnare1
Product: T-SNARE Domain Containing 1
Exons: 12
Coding region: 144-1007 (287 amino acids)
Biological process (GO): intracellular protein transport; vesicle fusion; vesicle-mediated transport
Cellular component (GO): endomembrane system; membrane; SNARE complex
Molecular function (GO): SNARE binding; SNAP receptor activity
Source: RefSeq, a predicted model, not a curated record
GUGACCCGGCAGAGGGAGCAGGUGGUUCAUGGUCACAUGAUGUUGUUAGCCGAGGCUGAGGAGCAGCAACAUCUGAGCUGAAUCACAUCACUCCCUACGCUGAAAGGCGCCUGCAGCUGACACACCCCCAACCAUCAGGCAGAAUGUCGUAUGGGUCUAUUGACGGAGACUCCUUUGGCAGUCGCAACCCAUUUGGAGGUCCUACGAGGCAGGGCUACCAGCCAGUAGCCACGCAGGUCAGCCCCUCAGAACUGCAAGAUGUGUUUCAGGAGACCUCCUCCAACAUCUUCCAGAUCAACGCCAACGUUGUCACACUAGAGAAGAAUCUUCAAUCACUGGGAACAUCUAGAGAUACAGCGGAGCUACGACAGAGUCUACACUCCAUUCAACAGCAAACCAACAAAGUCAUCACCAGCACAAGCCAACUCAUCAAACAGCUUUCUGAUAUCAUCAGUGGCUCUUCACGGCAAGACCGUCUGCACCUGACCAGACUAAAGACUGAACUCUCAGAGUCUGUGCAGCGCUAUGGGGAUCUGCAGAAGAAAAUUGCAGAGCGCUCAAGGGCCUUGCUCCCUCCAGCACAGACCGACAAGAGUAAGAGUCCUCAGACCCCAUUCACUGAGCAGAUGGAGGAGGGUCUGCUGUUUGGAGAAGCGGUAGGCUCCAAGGGAGGGGCUCAGGCUUUCCUGUCAGAGAUCAGUGAGGAGGACGUGGAGGCGCUUCGCCAAAGAGAGGAGGCCCUGCUACACAUCGAAAGAGAUAUGCUGGACAUCAGUCAAAUUAUGAAGGAUCUGGCCAGCAUGGUCCAUGAACAGGGCGACACCAUAGACAGCAUUGAAGAUUACAUCCAGACUACAUCAUCCAACGUUGAAUCGGCCAAUCAGGAGCUUGCAAAAGCCAACCAAUACCAGAGGCAGCUGAGGAAGAGGAAGUGCUACCUGCUGGUGGCCGGAGGCAUCGUUCUCAUCGUCCUCACCAUCAUCAUCGCUGUUUCCGUGAGGAAAUGAGACGGGCCAAUGUGGUAGCUGCUGUCAUUACCAGCAGCGGUCCUGCCCGGUCUGAUCCCUGACCCGAGCAGCUGGUUUCCAGUAGGACGCAGCUGCCCUGCAACAACGUCUCUCCUCCAUCAUCCAUGCCUCUGUUUACAACAGCCUUAGGACGGAGGCCUUUACUAAUUUGUCAAUGGGGAACCCCGGCCAGAGACCCUCAUGUAGUCCUUUUAAUUAUUUUUUGUUGCUGUUACUGUUAGU